UCACAAUUUCCAGAUUCUUCUAGAGAAGAGAAUAGAAAGAAACCGGUUUUGGAAAGACUUGGAAAUUUGUUUGGUACGGGGAAAAGGAAGAACGUCAGAAGUUCAGUAGAACACACUUCGUAUCGGAAGGGGGAGAGGUCAGUCUCUCCUCACAGAGCGCAGCCGAUAUACUGUAGGCACAUAAAGGAAGGACACGAAGCUCCUCAAGUGCAGCAGCAAGUGAGAAACGUGAGCGCCGUUUGUGAGACGCAGGAGUAUAAUUUCAGUGGGGAAGUGGGACCGCUGUAUCGCGACACCAUUUCGGAAUGGAGUAGUAGGGGAGUCUCUUCUGACAGCGAGUGGUCGGCAGACUGGAGCGGCAGCAGUGAAACCAUUAAAAACUCUUUCUUUGAGAGCAGCCUGAAUGUGGAAAUCCUUGAACCGGAGAAAGAAUCAAUCACAGAUAUAAAUAAUUCCACAACUCCAGAUUUCAUAAAGAGCUUGAGACAUUUGUCUAGUGAAGACUUAGAAAAGAGUAUCUUAAGCCACAAGCAACUUGUGAACACGUGGGUGUCUGAGGAGCCUGGGCAUGCAAAACCAAAGGAUUUGCCAUACGAGUUGGAAUCUGCGGCGAGUGAACACAUACAUUCUGCUAGAGUGUUAACAGUUGAUAUCUAUCUGAGAAAAACAGACGAGCUCCUUAAUGAACCAGUGACUGUUACAUCAGAAGAAAACUGUAGUGACUCGGACACCAUGGAUAAAAAAUCUGCCAAUAAAAGAUCUGGAAAAAGGAGAAAAUCUCAGUCGUCCAGUGACAUUCCAAAUGGAGAGAGAAACCAGACUGAGGCUACUGCAAGAGAAGAAUCUGUUUUUGAGGAUGAUGUCCCUUUUGAGGUAUUUUCAGACAAGAUAAUAAACUCGGAGAGAAAGGUGAAGUCUCCUCAGCAGACUCCUGAAAGAAAUUCCUCUUCCCCAGGUAAUAAUCAGGAUCUAAAAGUUGGAUCUGCUCACAAAGGGGCAUCUAAAACUGAAGUUGACAAAGGCAAGCAGCAGAUCUCAAACACAACCCCAGCAAGGAGAAGAUCAUAUAAAAAGAGUCAGUCAGACACUGGCCCUGUUUCCCCUACUGGUUUGAAGGGUCAGGUGAAAGAUUACUCCUCAAAAAGACAACCUUUAGCAUCACCAGAGAGUAACCAAAUGUCAAAAAGAACUUCGGUGGAAAAGGGAGCUGUACCUGUGGCUUUUGGGGAAGACAGCUUGGAGACUCCCAAAGUUUCUUUGGCUGAUAAGACGGAAGACACUGCAUUGGUGUUUGCUGAAGGCAGAAAUGAGACCAAGGCAGUAAAGCAUGGUAAUGGUUCAGAUGGAAGAGCUUUCUUGCGUACUGAUGGGAUUAAAAAUGGAGACCUGUGUAUGCCAGCGGAGAGACAGACAAAUUCUGAUUUAGACAGCUUGAAGCUGAAGAGUUUGGAUGCUUCCAGAACAGUCACAACAAAGAUUAGCCUUCCAGCCAAACCGAAGAAUGUAGAGCUGAAUUUUAAAGCACCUACGAAUCAAGACAGUUUAGAAAGUGAGCAGGAUACUCUUGAAAAACCAGUUAAUAAAACUAACAGCAGCAUUGCCAACAAAAUUUCCUUGUUUGAAAAUAAAUGCGCUAACCAGAGCCAGAGGCCUACUGACAUCCCUGCCUCAAAAAAUAGUACCGUACCAAGCACAUUUGUUGGCAGAGCAAAGCUGAAAUUUGGAAAACAACUCAAGGAAAGUGAACAGCCUGAUAAAAUGUUAAAUAAGCAAAGCAGUCGCCAGAAGUUAUUUGAGAAUGGCAUACCAGAGAAAGAAAGCACUGCAGAAUUAAAAGGCAAAAAUGAAGAAGGCUCUGCCUCUUAUGAGGAUACUGGGAAGACAACAGAACUUAAAGUAAAAGCUGCAAUAUCCCUUUUUAACCAAAGCAGCAAAAUUGAUGCUAGUAGUGUUUCUCUGAAGCAACCCGAUCCAGAAUUAACCACAACUAAAAAAGAAAGUUCACCUUUCAAACUGUCUUUGCAUUUGCCUAGUAAAAGUGAAAAUGCUCCAGAUGCUUCCAAUCAAAAAAAUAACACAAGCUCAGAAUGCCAAAGAAAUAACACAAGCUCAGAACUCCCCAGAAAUGAAGAAAAGAUGCUGCCAAGCACAGAAAUUUUAUCACCUGGCAGUGAUGAUAAAUGUCCUCUACCAUCUCACCAGGUUUCUAAAUCAGAAUUUAAGAAGAUGGAAAAUGGCGAUAAAAAGACAAAACCAGGAGAAUUGAGCUUUGCAGCACUGCAGUGUGAUGACAGCGGUCAAGAUAGUAUAUUGAUAUCAGAGCAAGACAGCAAUACACAGAACAGCCCGGGCAAAACUUGUAAUGGAUCUGCUGAGGAUGAUAGCAUUUUUGAUUCCCCAUCCGACAUGAAGAAGUUUGCUGAAACAAUAAAAAACUUGGACAGCUCAGUUUGUUUAACCCAGAAAAAGAAAAGAUCAAAGCUUCCCAAGUCCCCAGCACCCCACUUCGCAAUGCCCCCCAUUCAUGAAGACAACUUAGAGAAAGUGUUUGAUCCCAGUGUGUUUACUUUUGGUUUGGGUGUGAGGAGGGAAAAAACACAGGAUCUGUUACCAGCCCAACAAAUUAAAAUGCAAAGCCUGGACACAAUAGCCAGAGUGAGGCCCAAGCGUGCAUCAACAGAGCAAAGUAUCAUAUUCAAAGCCCUGCAGUCAUGUAACAGAGAGGAACCUGCCUUUACUCAGGAAGUAAAUGGAAAAGAGAACACCGAUGCUACAGAUGGUGAAAUUAAGAGAUCCCGGCUUGAAAAAAGCUCCCUCUUCUCAAGCUUGUUGUCUUCUACAUCUAAAGAAAGAGUUUUUAAUCCUUCUGUUACCUCAGUAAAUAAUACGGCAACAGCUUUUACAACUGACUCCUCAGGGAUGCCUCCUUUACAACAGGAUGCUUCUGGCCCUUCUGGCAUGCCUCAAAAAUCCGAGUCUCUUUCAGAUAUGAAGUUUCCAAGUUUUGUGGAGAAGUACACACAAGCAGAUAGUGCAAAAAAAGAACUAAGUUUGCAAAUGCCCAACUAUGGGAACACUGAGAAGAACUUUUCCAACUGGUUAGGGACAAGCAGAUACGAAUCAAAUGUCCCCAGUGGUUUAUUGGAUGUGGAUGCACUUUCAAGAAAUGGACAAAGUAAAAUCAAUCCCAGACCUGGCAAGCUGGUGAUAUACUGUGAAUCAGACUAUCAAAAAAAUGGUAUUGAAGUUUUCCAUGAUGUUCUGGAUUGCAGUUCUUGGAUACUGUCACCAACAAUUUUAGUUAAAGUCGUCAGAGGAUGCUGGAUACUCUAUGAGAAACCAAAUUUUGAAGGCCCAUCUAUUCCCCUGGAAGAAGGAGAGGUGGAAUUCCCAGAUAUUUGGGGUGGAGGUACUGCUGAAGAACAAAAUGAAUGCAAAUCUCUAAAGCCUGCAGUGAUUGGUUCAAUAAGGCAUGUUGUUAAGGAUUACAGGGUUUGCCGAAUUGAUUUGUAUACAGAACCUGAAGGGUUAGGAAUCGUGACUUCCUUUUUUGACGACACUGAAGAAACAGGGGUGUUUGGCACAACGCAGAAGACUUGUUCUAUCAAAGUACACUGGGGCGUAUGGCUAAUUUAUGAAGAACCUGGUUUCCAGGGAGUCCCUUUAAUGUUGGAGCCUGGUGAAUAUCCUAAUUUAGCGUUCUGGGAGAAGAAGGAAGCCUACAUCAGGUCCAUGAGGCCCUUGAAAAUGGGUGGUCGCAAAGUUGAAUUCAGUGGAGAGCCAAAGGUAAUCAUUUAUGAGAAGCCUUUUUUUGAAGGGAGACAUGUGGAAGUAGAAUCAGAGAUUUUUAUGCUUGAUGACAAGAAAUCAGAAGAAAAGACAAGACUUCCACUUACAUCAGUGGGAUCCAUGAAAGUGCUGGGAGGAGUUUGGGUUGCUUAUGAGAAGCCUGGGUUUGAAGGCCAUCAGUACUUGCUGGAGGAAGGAGCGUAUCGGGAUUGGAUGGACUGGGGUGGCUAUGAUGAACAGUUGCAGUCGCUGCGACCGAUUGUUGGCGACUUCACAAGCUCCCAUAUGAUAAUGUACAGUGAAAAGGACUUUGGAUCAAAGGGUUCCAAUAUUAAUGUGUUGGGAAUUAUUUCCAAUCUGAAGGACACUGGAUAUGGGCUGAGGACACAGUCUAUAAAUGUGCUAAGUGGCGUGUGGGUGGCUUACGAGAAUCCUGAGUUUACAGGGGAGCAGUAUAUACUGGCUAAAGGGCUAUAUCCCAGCAUUGAGGCAUGGGGGGGAAAGAAUUGCAAAAUAUCUUCAGUUCAGCCCAUCGUUAUGGAUAUUGUUGGAAGUGAAAGGGGUAAAGUCAAGGUCCAGUUAUUUUCAGAGCCUGAUUUCAAGGGUAACUGCCAAAUAUUUGAAAAAAACACAAGAUGUAUUGCUUCAUUUGCUGUGAAAUCUUCAAAAAUUUUAGAUGGCAGCUGCAUAAUGUAUGACCAAGAAGAAUUCUCCGGUAACCAGUAUGUGUUAGAAGAAGGAAUCUAUCCUGAUCUGAUGGCGAUGGGUUGUCCACCCGACGCAGUUCUAAAAUCUUUACGGAUUAUAAAUAUUGAGCUGUCUGAGCCGUGCAUAGUUCUGUUUGAAAAAGUGGGUUUCCAAGGAAAGAAAGUAGAAUUCAGUACAGAAAUCUUAAAUCUCCAGUUCCUGGGAUACAGUCCUCGAAUAGCUUCAGUUCAAGUCCUUGGUGGCAUAUGGGUAAUUUAUGAGCAUAGUAAUUACAGGGGGCGUCAGAUGUUGUUAUCACCGAAUGAAAUUCCAGAUUGGUAUAAAGUGAGUGGCUAUUGUCAGAUAGGUUCUCUGAGACCUUUACUGCAGAAACGUGUGUACUUCAGGCUUCGAAACAAGGAAACAGGAAAAUUCAUGUCAGCUGAUGGAAACUUAGACAAUCUGAAUCUUCUCAGAAUACAGGUUGCAGAAGACACAGACUCAGAUGAUCAAAUCUGGGUUUAUCAGGAUGGAUUCAUAAAGUGCCGGAUGGCAGAGGAUUGCUGCUUGACAAUUGUUGGAAAUCUUAUAACUCCUGGCUCUAAACUCGGUCUGUCAUUUGAGCGGAAUGAAGACAAACAAUAUUGGCAUAUUAGUCCCGAUGGCAGGAUUUACAGCAAGAUGAAACCCAAGCUGGUUUUAGAUAUCAAAGGGGGUGCACAAUAUGAUCGCGACCAUGUUGUUGUCAACGCAGUCAACGAAGAAAAGUUAACGCAGUGUUGGGAACCACUAGUUGUGUAA
Messenger RNA from Opisthocomus hoazin, 5277 nucleotides. The record is from RefSeq and is a predicted model, not a curated record. Lineage: Eukaryota; Metazoa; Chordata; Aves; Opisthocomiformes; Opisthocomidae.